AUGAAGGAUUUUAGAAUCUGUGUAGUGACACUGUUUUUUAUCGUCAACACUAUCAAGAUUGUAUACGGUCACUGUUCAUCCGUCACUGUACCUCUGUCCUUUUUCGCUCAAGAAAACAAGACUUUAACAGGGUUUACAUAUCGUCGAAUCACACAUGUACCCAACGUCCAGAUAUGCGCCAAGAACUGUCUUCUUCAUCGGAAGUGUCGUUCGAUCAACUACAACAGUGACCUUUUGGAUUGCGAGUUGAACUCUGCAGACCAUCUUGGCGAGCCACAAGCGCUGUCCACAUCCGUGACGUCACAGUACUACAUCAUUGAUGGUUGGCCUGAGCUACUCCUGGGUGGAUGUCAACAGCAUUCGUGUCCCGCGACGCACGUGUGUGAAGAUCAGUUCCUCAGUGUAGAUCCCACAUUCAGAUGUGUGGAAUAUGAGAUUUCGACUACCACUCCUUUGUCCCCAACGAUUGGUUGUACAAAUCUACUUCCAGCUGUGUCAGAAGUGAUUGCUAACUCUGAACUUGUAACAUUUUCACCUGUGGCGUGUGUCUAUUCGCCGGGAAUGACAUUUGAAACACUGUUGCACAAUUACCGCAAUGGACAGUUUAACUGGUUCAACCUCCAGCCGGUAAUAGAUGGAUGUGCUGUUCUUGCGCAUACGAACUCUUACAAAUAUUUUGGAAUCGAAUUUUAUGGGGAGUGUUGGGUCGGGAAUGAUUUCGUUGAAUCGUCCCAUGAAAUGAUACCGGCAGACCAGUGUGACUCGAAAACAUACAGGGCAGUGGGAACUGAGAAUGUUAUUUGUGUAUAUGAAGUAUUGUAA
Messenger RNA from Ylistrum balloti, 822 nucleotides. RefSeq lists its product as uncharacterized. Lineage: Eukaryota; Metazoa; Mollusca; Bivalvia; Pectinida; Pectinidae. The transcript is spliced from 3 exons. The coding region runs from base 1 to 822 and encodes 273 amino acids. The record is from RefSeq and is a predicted model, not a curated record.